AUGAGCCGCUGUCCUCAGAACUUCUCGUGGGUGGAGCCGGGCAGGUUGGCCGGCCUGGCGUUGCCGCGGUUACCAGAGGAGUACAGGUUCCUGGUGGAGAACAACAUCCUGGAGCUGGUGUCUCUGACAGAGAGACUUCCUCCUCAGAUCCACAGCUGCCCACAGCUGCAGCUGCACCACAUCUGCAUCCUAGACUUCACUCCUCCUUCUCCAGAACAGAUACACAGGUUCCUGGGCAUUGUGAAGGACGCCAACGCCAGAGGCACGGCGGUGGCGGUACACUGUAUGCACGGACACGGCCGGACUGGGACCAUGUUGGCCUGUUUCCUGGUCCAAACCCGGAAACUCUCCGGCAUCGACGCCAUCAACGAGAUCCGGCGCAUGAGACCAGGCUCCAUAGAGACACACGAGCAAGAGAAGGCUGUGGUGCAGUUCUACCAGAGGACCAAGUAG
Messenger RNA from Knipowitschia caucasica, 453 nucleotides. NCBI's taxonomy places the organism in Eukaryota, Metazoa, Chordata, Actinopteri, Gobiiformes, Gobiidae. The record is from the annotation of a GenBank genome assembly.